Messenger RNA from Ailuropoda melanoleuca (giant panda), 3642 nucleotides. It is a transcript of the gene CFAP97, whose product is annotated as cilia and flagella associated protein 97. The coding region runs from base 23 to 1732 and encodes 569 amino acids. The transcript is spliced from 5 exons. The record is from RefSeq and is a predicted model, not a curated record. Gene Ontology annotation, biological process: spermatogenesis. NCBI's taxonomy places the organism in Eukaryota, Metazoa, Chordata, Mammalia, Carnivora, Ursidae.
UCCGCCUCCGGAAGCUCGAGCAAUGCCGCUGGGGGCCGCGUGCGUGGGCUGCGUGCGCGCGCUGGCGCGUACGCGCGAGCCUGGAACGCCGCUGACGGCGCUCGAGGCGGAGCGCGAGGCGGCUGCGACGGCCGCGGCACCCAGAUACAUUUUUACCAUAAUGGAUCGGUUUAUAGAUAUACCAGAAGGUGAAGUGGACCAUUCCUUCUUUGACAGUGACUUUGAAGAAGCAAAGAAAUGUGAAAGUAACUCAGUUUUUGGCAAGCAAAAUGAUGACCCUAAAGAGAGAAUAGAUAAAGAUACAGAAAAUGUAAACUUGAAAUUUGGAAUACAAAGAAAGGAAAAUGAAAUAAAGGAGAAAAUUCCUCCAGAAGAACACCCUGUAGAAAAUGAUAGUAUGCAAACCAGAAAUUCUUUAUCAUUGACCACUUCAAGAUCAAAAAAAUUGUGGGAUGCUACAACAGGGCAUAAAAUACACUUGCCCACUCCAAGUAGAAUUCCCAAAAUUAUAAAGGAACGUGAAGAUGAUUAUUAUACAGACGGAGAGGAAAGCAGUGAUGAUGGGAAAAAGCAACAUGUCAGGUCCAAGUCAGCUAAACCAUCUAAUAACUUUAAAAAAAACAUAAGUAAAAAGUAUUCCAAAGGUAAUUCUUCCUCCUGCUCUUCCUCUUUGUCCUCCUCAUCUUCAAGUUCAGGCACAGAUGGUUCAGAUGCAGGGUCUGAUGUCUGUGUCUCUGAUUCAUCACCAUCAUUAAAGAAACGUCUGUGUGGUGUAACCCACUUGUCACCAAAACAGAAAUAUAAACCAGGAAUGAAAUCAGCAGGCAUACAGCCUUCAAGUGCUAAACCAAAAGUCAAUGACUACCCCGAGGAAUCUGAAGACACUGUGACAGAUGUCACCCCUCUGUCAACUCCAGACAUCAGCCCUGUUCAGUCUUUUGAACUGGGAGCAUCGAAUGAUCAAAAAGUAAAAGUUAAAAGGCAAGAAAACGUGAGUCAAGAAGUGUAUGGAAAUGUUGAGGAUUUAAAAAAUAAUUCAGAAUCUUUGAAAUCAGUCAAAAAAGGGCAAGAAAAACAUGGGCCUGAUUUCACUUCAAAAUCUACAGUGUUAGAUUCCAAUUCAGACCACAGAUAUAAACAAAAAGCCUUACAUGACACAAUGGACCUCAAUCAUCUUUUGAAAGCUUUUCUGCAAUUAGAUAAAAAAGGACCACAAAAACAUCACUUUGAUCAGCCUUCGGUAGCACCAAGGAAAAACUACUCUUUCACAAGAGAGGAGGUGAGACAGAUUGAUAGGGAAAAUCAGAGGCUUUUGAAAGAACUGUCAAGACAGGCUGAAAAAUCAGGAAACAAAAGUACGAUUCCUAGAAGAUCGGUUGUUCAUCCCCCUAAGUUAUAUCAUAGUGCCCUCAACAGACAGAGGGAACAACAAAGGAUUGAAAGAGAAAAUUUGGCUUUAUUGAAAAGGCUUGAAGCUGUGAAACCAACAGUUGGUAUGAAACGCUCUGACCAGCUGAUGGACUAUCAUCGCAAUAUGGGUUAUCUCAGCUCAUCACCAUCCUCAAGACAAGUGAGAUCAACUCUUGGCCAGUAUAGCCCAUUAAGAGGAGCUUCUAGAACAUCGAGUGCUACCAGUGGUCUCAGUUGUAAGAGUGAGCGACCAGUUGUUGACACGUCCAGUGGCCUGUUGCUAAGACCUAAGCCCCCUAAUGUUCGUACAGCUUGGUUAUAAAAACUUUUUACUUUAAGCAUUGUUCAUCCAGUUCUUAUUGAAGUCCUCUUGUAUAUUACUUCAAUUCUGUGUGUAAACUUCUCUAAUUUAAGAUAUACAGCAAGUUGUAAUUUUAUUGUAAUUCAAUGCAAAAUUGUUUUCAAAAAGACAAUGUAAAAUCAGUGUUUCCUAUGAGGAUGUGUUUCUAUGAGAUGUAUAUGUAUUUGAUAGAGAAAUGGUAGUAUGCACGUGUAUUUUCUCAACAUAGAAAUUGAUUCAGCUCUUAUACUGACAAAAUAGUUGUGAUAGUACCACUGCAUAUUGGACCCAAGAUGUUAACUGUAUUGUUCUUGUUUUAUGUGGUUUUUUAUAAGCUUUAAACCAUGAGCAUAGCUCCUAAAUUUGAUAUGCUCCAGAAUUUAGGUGGUAUAACUCAUAAUUUGAUUGUAAGACUUGAUCGUACACUUUCUUAUUAUGAAACAGAACUUGAAAUUUGUUUUCACUGGUGGAGUUGAUUUAGAUUUGGUGAGCAGAUUGAGAGAAGCUUGUGCUAGGGCAGCCCUUGUGAUUCUCCAAAGGCAUCUACUACCUCUGUGUAAGUGUGCUGAGUUAGAGCUUAAAAAUGUGAUCAAUCAUUCCAGACCAUUUCAAACUGUGAGUAUUAGGAAGUUCAACUUGAAAGGCCCUUUUCCAUAUUCUUACACAUUCGGGUAAAAUAACACUGAAGAUUCUGAGAAAUGAGGUAGGUAGACUUUAGAGCUACAGCCCACUACAUAGUGAUUAAGUUGUCCAAGGACCAGAUGACCAUAAGCAAAAGCAAAUACUUGUUGAGCAAAAUAGCACCACCAGUUUGAAGAGCCAAGAAGCAGAUCCUCAGUUGUGUCGGGACAGUGCUUAAGUGAUACUGUUAACAAGUUGUGUUAUGUUUAGUGUUUGCUGUAUUAAUAGAGAAGAUAAAUAAGAAAUGCAUGGUCUUGAAGCUUUAGAAAUUCCAACUACUGUUUUUAAGGGCUGAGAAAGAAAACUAAAGUAUAAAUGGUAAAGGAGAAAUACCACACAUUUGUUGAGGCUACUUUAAAUGUCAUCUGAUUUUCUUGUAUUGUUUGGUUUGGGCUUUUGUGUUGAAUCCUGGAAGUACCAUUUUUGCCAGUGCCACUUUUGAAAUCCUAGUCAUCUUAAUGGAAUUAGUAAUGGCAAAUAAGGUGUGAAAUACUUGACUUUUGAAAUUAGAAUUUUUUCUGUCAAUCUGUGGACUUUCAUUUCAUACAACAAAGUGUAUCUUAGUUGUGGUUGCUUCUGCUGUCUUAGUCAUCACUUUUUCAUUGCUGGCCUUUUCAGUAUACCUUUAGAAUAUAUUGGAAAGUUUCCAUAUUAAAUGCCAAAUCUCUCUUUUUUUAAUAUGAAUUCUUGAUCUGUAGCCACAAUUACCUUUGUUGUUUAUUUUUACAGGUUAGCUCAAGCUUGUAGCAUGUUUGCCGAACUUACUUUUCUUACCACCUUGGGCAGUAAGCCAAACUGCAUUUUGCUAAAUAUCAAUUCAGAAUUUCUUGGUCUUAAGUUGGUAUUGAUGGAUUUUUUAGGAUACGGCCUGUGAAGUGUGAAAACAGCAGUGUUAAAAAAAAUUCACGGGAACACAAUCUGUGAGAUUUUUCUGAUGCUUUCUUUGGGCUGUAAUGUUCGUUCAUUGUUAUUUGAUGCUGUGUUCUGGUGACCAAGUUCCUAGAUCAUUUAGUGCUCUAAUUUAUUUAUUAAUUUUAGUUAUACUAAACCAAGGGUGUUUUGUGUUUUUAGCUUAUCGCACUUUUAAUGUUUGUAUAACCAACUUAGAGAAAAGAUAAUGCUGAAUUUAAAACUCAGCAUUUGGACACCUGCCUGAUAUUGUAAGCUAGUUUUUGUUGAGUUUUAAGUUGCUAGGGGAAAAAAAAAAAAAA